Molecule: messenger RNA, 1479 nt
Organism: Rhodotorula toruloides NP11
Lineage: Eukaryota; Fungi; Basidiomycota; Microbotryomycetes; Sporidiobolales; Sporidiobolaceae
Product: MFS amine transporter
Exons: 11
Coding region: 1-1479 (492 amino acids)
Biological process (GO): transmembrane transport
Molecular function (GO): transmembrane transporter activity
Source: RefSeq, a predicted model, not a curated record
AUGGUCGAGAAUGCGCGCCCACCGCUCUUCCUGCGGGCACGAGCUUCGACGACCCUCAUUCUCCUCGCCGUCUUCCUCGCAGUACUUGUCGACACUGCCGCCUACUCCAUCGCCGCGCCGAUCAUCCCGUUCCGCCUGGAGCGACUUGGGUACCGCAAUGUCGGGAGCAAAGUCGGCUGGAUCAUCGCUUGCUUCGGCGCAGGCUUGAUUGUGGCUACUCCGAUUGCGGUGUAUAUCGCAUCGAAGACUUCAAAUCGACAGAUCCCGCUGCUGGGCGGUGCGGUGUCCAUGGCUGGCUCCAUUGUCCUCUUUAUGGAGUGCAAGGGGUUCGCUCCGAUGCUUGUUGCCCGACUGUGGCAAGGUCUGAGCGGCACCAUUCUCUGGACCUUCGGCCUAGCCCUCGUCAUCGACUCAGUGCCAGAGCAGCACGUCGGCAAGUCCCUUGGCAUCGUCAUGAGCGGGUUGAGCGUCGGUGAAGCGAUAGGUCCUCCCAUCGGCGGCGCACUCUACCGCCAUCUCGGCUGGCGUGCACCCUUCAUCUUCCUUCUGGUUCUCCUAGUCGUCGACAUCGUCCUCCGCCUCUUGAUUAUCGAGAAGAAGACGGCCCUGAUGUGGAUCAAGCGAGGUGUCACCAUCCGAGGCUUCUCCGCACCCGACUAUCCGCCCCCGAACAGCCCAUCGAUAGAGGAAGUCGUCGUCCCACUCGCGCAUUCGUCGACGGUGACUUCGAGCGAAGCCACCGAAGUCGCGACGCCAGUCCUUCCGAAAUCCGAGCACGACGGCGCAAACCUGUGGGAGACGAUGUGGCGCCUCGUACACAACCCACGCGCAGCGGUCGCGCUCAGUAUGGCCUUCCUGUACGGCGCCGACUUUGGCCUCCUCGAGGCGGGAAUGGUCCUCUAUGUCAAGGAGCACUAUGGCCUCGACGAGCAAGGCGCCGGCCUCAUCUUCCUUGCAGUCGUCAUUCCCUCGUUUAUUAUUGCUCCGCUAGCCGGCUGGCUCACGGAUCUCUAUGGCAGCAAAUGGCCUGCUACCGUCGGAAUGGCCAUCGUCACCGCCGCCUUCCCUCUGCUGAUCAUCCGCGGUCCCCUUCCUCUCUUCAUCUUCUUCCUGGCCCUGAUCGGCGUCGGGCUCUCUGCCGUUUCUACGCCGACAACCCACGACUUGAACGUUGCAGCAACCGCCACGCCUGGCGCGACUUCCGCUCAAGUUUUCGCUGCAUUCAACCUUGCAUUUUCACUCGGUUCGUUCGUCGGACCUAUAAUCGGCGGCGAGCUCAUGUCGGGUCUCUCGACUCGCGACGGCUUCGUCGCCAUCGUCGUCAUCGGCGCCGGGCUCGUCGCACUCUGCACACCCUUCGUCCUCCUCUUCACUGGCGGUCGACUGGGCGAGAAGCGGCGAGAGACGAAGGAGAAGGAGCUCGUAGGCGUCGAGGAGAUCCCCUUACGUGCGGUUCAGGAGAAGAAGGCGGACGACUAG